Molecule: messenger RNA, 1041 nt
Organism: Arabidopsis thaliana (thale cress)
Lineage: Eukaryota; Viridiplantae; Streptophyta; Magnoliopsida; Brassicales; Brassicaceae
Product: Homeodomain-like superfamily protein
Exons: 3
Coding region: 1-1041 (346 amino acids)
Biological process (GO): regulation of DNA-templated transcription
Cellular component (GO): nucleus
Molecular function (GO): DNA-binding transcription factor activity; DNA binding
Source: RefSeq, marked reviewed
AUGACUAAUCUUGAUGAGUUUCUUGAAGAGCUAAGUUCUAUUGAAUCACAUUCUCAGAAAAUCGUGAAGAUAGAUGAGCAUUUAAAAAAGUUGGAUGAAGAGACGAAAGAAGAUGAAGAUGAAGAUGCGGCGAAGAUAAUUCAAGAUCGGAGUACCGCGAGAGAAGCAGAAAUUGCUCUACUUAUGGAUCUCCGUCAGAACUUUCUUCCACCACCAUCGAUGUCAUCCUCCUCUCUUCAACCACCGUCAUCGUCAACUCUCGCACCAUCGUCAUCAUCCUCUCUUCAACCACCCGCACCGUUGAUAGACUUCUUUCGGUCAUCAGUGUCAUACUCUCAUCAACCACCGUCAUCUUCAACUCUCGCAACAUCAUCGUCACCGUCUCUUCAACCACCGUCGAUGUCAUCCUCCUCUCUUCAACCACCCGCAUCUUUGAGGGAAUUCUUUACGUCGUCAGUGUCAUACUCUCAUCAGCCAUCUUCAUCUUCAACUCUCGCAACAUCUUCGUUCUUUCCGUCGUCAAUGCCAUACUCUGUUCGACCUCCCGAUUCGUCUGAUCGACCAUCUUUGAGGGAAUUCUUUCCGUCGUCACCAUCAUCCUCUAUUCAGCCACCCGAAUCAUCAUCAUCUAAGCGAGCACGGCUUAGUAACAUCUUUCCGUCACCUUUAUCCUCCUCUCCGUCACCGUUUGUUAACCCGUUUCUCCGUCCGCAGGCCCAAGAACCAACAAUACCAAAUUUCAUAAACCCAAUACCACAGAUCUCUCCAGGCCUACCUGCUCUAUUCCCAAACCCUAACCCUAAUCCUAACCCUAACCCAAUCCCAAACCCAAUCCGAAACCCAGACUUGGUGUGGACAAAUAGGCUUCAACUAGUGUUUGAUGACGCAGUUGUCAGACUUGGGGGAUUAUUCAGUGCAACACCCAAAGCCAUAAACGAACUAAUUUCUGAAGAGGGUCUCACUGGUGACCAGAUCCGUAGCCACUUACAAGUCUUGCGGGAUCGUCAAAAGGCUAUUGCAGACAAAUUAGCCUUGGAGUGA